UGUAGUGCAGUAACACUCACUAGGAAAAACUUGCCAUUGUCUGUACCAUGUACACAUAAUUCUGUGAUGUGUUUGGGUAGUGCUUAAUCUGACAUUAUUUUCUGUGGUGCUAUGACAGAGGAACAACUGUGCUAUAUAUACUUUGUAAAUAUAAUCCCUAAACUGUGUUGAUGAUGCUGCAAGGGACGUUGUUUUCUGUGGUGCUGAGACAGAGGAACAACUGUGCUAUAUAUACUUUGUAAAUAUAAUUCCUAAACUGUGUUGAUGAUGCUGCAAGUGACGUUGUUUUCUGUGGUGCUGAGACAGAGGAACAACUGUGCUAAUCUCUGUAAAUAUAUAAUAUGUUGAAUGGUGCUGAAACUGAAACUGUUUUAUGUGGUGCAAUGUAAUAAUGACAGUAUGGUUUAAUAUGGGCACUGGAUCCCAAUGAAGUCCUAAUGUAAUCCCUUAGGUUAAUACAGGGAUAAGAUGAUGCCUGAUGAGGUCAGUACAGACAUUGUAGACCCCCCAUAGGAGUGAGGUCAGUACAGACAUUGUACACAUACAGAGACUGUAGAACCUCCAUAGAACUGAAGUCCAUAAAGAAAUUGUUGAACCCCUCUGGAGAGGAAAUAUGGGAUAUUAUUUUAACCCUGUAAAUGCUUCACUGUAUAGGAAAGAGUGAAAACAAUUUGUGUAUUUGUGAUUUGUGAUUUCCAUCAUUCUAAAGUUGGAUUGUACUUUAUUACCAACUUAUUUGUAUGAAGAUUUGUGAGAGAAAUAUACCGGUGAAUUUCCCAGCAUUUCUGUUAAAUACAUAUGUGGAUUACUCAGUGCUAUAUCAGUUAUUGAGAGGAAUAUUGAUGCAGAGGUGUUAUGAUCAGUCUCAAAUCUCAAUGAUAUAAACACUGUUGGUGAGAAUUGGUGAGAAAUCAAUGUGUUGAUUGAAGAGUUAAUGAGAUUUUAAUUUCUCACCUUUUCACUACCUUAAUCAGUGAAACAAUCUACCUGUGUACAAACAUGAGAUUCAUGAGACAACCAGUGACCCUGAAUAGGGGACCAGUUGUCAUAGGAACAAGGGAUGUCAUAACAGCAAAUGAUGUCAUCAACAACCGACCAAUUGAAUUCAAUUCCACACGGAAUAUGGAUCAGUUCUUCAACUGCGAUAACAAAACCUCGAACUUCGACCCACAAAAUGUGGCAAAAGGGACAGAGGACAAAAGUAAGAAAUCUCGUGGUAAAAAUACAUCAAAAAGCAAAACAACAUGGCAAGAACUCUCCCCAAAGAAGGAGAGAAAGUCACUUUUGUCCGGGGAAAGUAGUGGCAGUGGGAGUUCCUCCACAGCCAGUAGCCCGACAAAGUCAUGGAAAAGUUUGGAAAAGGGCACGAAUCAAAACCAGAUGUUGACAUGGCGUGAUGUGUCGCCUACGAAAUCUGACCGUGGAAUUGUGUCUUCAUCAUCUGACUCGCAGUACAGCCCAAAACGUGAGCCGGGACGUUUAUCAUCAUCCUCCGACUCGCAGUCAAGUCCGCGGCGUGACCACACACGCCAGCUAUCGUCAUCAUCAGACUCGCAAUAUAGCCCUCGACGUGACAAGCUGUCAUCCUCCUCCUCUGACUCACAAUAUAGUCCAAAACGUCGCCCGAACAGGGGUCAGCGAGGACAUAUAAGAAGCCCUGAGCAUGCUUGUUCACGGCAUAGGACUGGUACCAUCAAUCAAAAUGAGACCUAUAAGGUUCAUGAUAGCCCUGAACACGGACAUGCAAGGUUUUCUCCGCCAUCCCCGUCACGAGGGUUCCCCGCAGCAGGGGGGAUGGAUGAUGCUGCGAGUAAUGAUUAUUUUUACGAUGAGGAUUUUACAGUGCAAUUUGAUACAAACCUGCGCGAGUCAUCGCCAGGAGUGAACUGUUCAUGUGUUGAUCCCGAUCUUAUGAUUGGAUUUCCUCAUGUGGUCACAGGGAGUUACCUCAGCUUUGGCGGAGGAGCAAAGGGAACAAAUAUUCUGGAUCAGAAUUCUACGGAACUCUUUUGUCCAGAUGAGUCCGAAUUGUCUUAUAGUCGUAACUCAGCGAUGGACGUGUCGACAAGUGAGCGUGAGAUGAUGUGUUCUAGUGAUAUGCUUGAUUUCAGUGACAAUCCUUUGUUUACGCCGUCUCCUACGGGGGACCUUCAUGGCGCCGGGGACCUUCAUGGCACAGGGGAACAAUUGAUGACGGACAGUCUCGACAAAGUCACUGUCAAGUGUCAGUUCCCUGUACUUGGCCUAACGCCAGAACAAUACCAAGGUCAAGUUCAAAACACUAUGGAAAUGUCGUCGAGUCGUACUUCCAGUGAAAAUAACUUCUGUCUCAACUGCUGUCCCAGGAAAGAUGAGUACCAUCUGUCCUUUAUAGGGUCUCAGGGCAGUAAAGGAUCUGGCUCUGACCUUGAAAACUCUUUGACCUCUUUAGAAUCAGGUCAAUGUCGCUAUAGUCAGCAACAAGGGAGUGUGUGUUCUACCGAUGGGGAGGAAUGCUCAGACAGUUUUCAUUUCUGUUACUCCGGAACUGGACCCCAUGGUAAAGGAAAGGUGAUUGGAUCGCGGGGCCAAAAGUUUCAUGCUUUAGGGGGUAUACAGGAAACGUCAAUGGAACACUCUGUAUCUAGUGAAGAUUCUGUUUCUCCCAAACUUACCCCGACCUCAAAACAGGAUCUUAAACUCUUCAGUUCGGGGACCCUGCCUCGACACCUCGGCAGCCGAGGUUGCCAGGUAACUUCCCCUAAAAAACGCUUUCAGCCUGUGGCUGCUGGUCAUUCCCCCUUAAGGUCAACGCUGCCACUUAGUGGCCGACAAAGGUCAAAGAAAGUGACAUCGUGGAGACAGGUAAAGAGUCUACGGCGUUUGGGUAAGUUAGAGAGUGUGCUGGAUCCUUCACGGAGUUCGAGUAUGCCUGAUCUGUGUCUCCACCAAACUUGGCAAUCAUUAUCAUCACAGGACAUUCAAAGAUUAGCUGAGAGCUUCCAUAACAAACGCCACUCGGCAUAUCUGUUGGAUUUGUACCAAAGAGCAAAGGACCAAUCAAAUCCUGUCUCUCCUGAAACUAUGGCAAACAUUGAACAGAUUCUGUUCCAACAUCCCAUUGGUCAGACUCACCAUCAUCCCGCGGACCCUCCAAUGGCACACCACAAUAACAACUGUAGUGAAAUAACUCGCGAGGAUUCGUACAGUGAUCAUACCCUGACCAAUAGUCAUGCCCAGUUCCUGUCUGCUGGUGUUAAUGCGACGACACAUUCCAGCCCCGGCCCUGCCUCCACUCCUCAGCCUCAUCCUCUUCAGUACUCAACUCGGAAACGCAUCCUUGAAUGGCUGGAAAAGGAAAAGUUCGAUGCCACCAACAAAUCUAAGGGGUCACAAACUGAGGUCACGAAGUGCACGAAGGAGACGGUUGUUUCCCCGACUACAAUCACUCUUUGGUGUGGAACUAAAAACUUCAGCUCCCAGUUCCCGCCGAGUAUGAAGGACUGUGCGAUACAGACAACGGUCACCGAAGAUGUAAAACCUAAAAAGCCAAGCAUGCAUGACUCGGCUCAACAGACGACACCGAUAUCGGAAAAAAAUUCAGUGUUGUCAAUGUUACCAGAAAGUUUUAAUGAACUAGAAGAAAUUUUGCCAAAAUUUGAGCCACCUGAUGGCAAGAAAUCUAAAGGGUUUAUGCCUCGGUCCAAGAGUGCCGACAGUGCUCGGAGGAAGACAUCUUUAACGGUUGGAAUUUGUGAGAAAAAUACCUUUUAUUCCCACAAAUCCCUGCCCGAUCUGAGUUUCCUGUCUGCUACUGUUUUUACGGCCAAUUCUGAUAUCUCGCUCUUUGACCCACUCCCGUUAGACACCCCAUUACCAGUAUUCUCAGAGAGCGAGGAAUAUGCAAAAACUCAGGAAUAUAUUCGCAAUAAGGCUGCCUACCAUUCUCACUAUGGGCGACAUGAGGCACCGUCCGGUGCUAACUACAAACGGUCGCGCUCUGCGCCCCCGCGUCAUCCCAUCAACGCAAAUCUCUCGCGGAAUUGUGCAGAGUCUGGAUCGAGCAGCAGUGGGUUCAGUACAAGUUCAACCUCGUCAGGAAUCGACCCUGGAUAUAGCGAGCCACGCUCCUCCCAAACCGGAUCCCCGUCUAAUGACAUAGAACGGCUGCUAUUCUACCCUCCCCACAUUGAAAUCUCCAGUUCCUCGAAAUCUCCAUGCCAUGUUUGUAAAUCGGAGGAUGGCUUAGAUAUCGGGCAGAUAUCUACAGGUCCACCCCCUCAGCUUCUGACCAAUCAGCUAGAAGGCACCAACAAAGCCCUGGUACGACCAACAGCAGAGAAACCAGACGAUAAGAAAAUACACCGUUAUACAAAUGAGGUACAUCCGGGGAUGAUGGAUGUUAGACACCGACCUAAACAGCCAGUGAAACCUGUGGUUGCCUCCACGGUAACGACCAACUCCUCGCACCUGGAGCACCUGUACGUCCUGCAAGAAGAGCAGACACCUGUGUCUUCGCCUGAACGUAUAAGUCCAACUCCCUACAGUAGUAGGUUCGACCACACACUGCAGUGUUGUCAUGACAACUGUACUUGUUAUAUUAGCAUGGAGAAUGAAAGGUUAGCAGAGUGGCGGCGGGACCAGCUGAUCUUACGUAGGAAACUAGACUACCAGAUCCAGUUGUCAAGUGAAUCUGGGUCGUCAUCAAGCUCGAGUCUUAUUCCUAAUAUUGACAAAAAGCCUUUGAAAUCUUGUCUUCGUAAGAAGCAGGUCCUAAGGUCAAGGUCAAUGUCAGAGCCAUACCUGAUACAGCAAAUUGAAGGACGUAGGCUACAAGGUCAAAAGGUCAAUCGCCACUCGUAUGCCUGCGAAGAGAUCUACCUGCUCCAGGAUGAGACCGGAGAAUAUUUCUUGUGUGAGAACAAAGAUGAAACGGAAGAAGAAGAGGUGGAGGAUGGCGAUGAGGAUGAAGAUGAGAAGGAGACUAGUGACCCAGUCAUGUUUUAUCUUGAGGACGACAGUGUCGGCAACUCUCAAACCGUGCGCCGACGGCAGAAGAAACCUGUUGAGGAGAAGAAAGAGAGCUGUGAUGAUUCCUCAGACAAAGAACUCAGUGGGAAGCGUAAAAGUGUGAGCUUCGCCUCUGAGGUGUCCUUCCAUGCCAUCAGUCCACAGGACUCGCCAAAGCGUCGCAACACUAACAGCGAUACUGAUGACUCAGAGGACACAGAAGCUAAACAGGAGACUGUCCAUUGUACACCGAAGGACACAGAAGCUAAACAAGAGACUGUCAAUUGUACACCGAAGGACACAGAAGCUAAACAAGAGACUGUCCAUUGUACACCAAAGGACACAGAAGCUAAACAAGAGACUGUCCAUUGUACACCAAAGGAGAGUCAGAAGGAGCAACCGGCCGCGUCAACAGCGGCACCAGGGUUACCAGAGUCGACACCCAAACCCGUCCCUGCUCAGACGUUAGUGAGUAGUCUGGCAUCGUCGGCCGACUCAGACUCGGCUCCACCAGCGGAGUUCCUCCUGUCUCCGCCCCAGCCAGAACCACAGUUAUCUCCCUUCAGCCACGCCCUCGCUCUCGGUCCCGAGACUGCACGCCGCAGAGUGAUGCUUCACGAAGUUUCCCAGGCCGCUGAAUCUCUAGUCAGACAUUUCGCUAAAGCAAUGAACCCUUUCGACAAGUUGCGACUAGGGAGUACGGCAGACAGCCCGGAGGUGGGAGAUCUGGUUUUAUCAACGCUGUGUUCCGUCUUGACCCGUGUGGUCAGUGACGGGAUGAAGCCUUACCUGGCUGGGGUCCAGGUGUUCGGCCGUGUCCAGGUGACCGUGUGGAAGGUGACCGAGGCCUCUGCUGAACAAGGUCCUUACACACGGGCUGUGCACGAGCUUGUUCAGCAGCUGAAGGCAAACGGCGGGCUCACAACCAACUCAAUGAAAUUUGAAGCAUUCAUCUUCAGCCUGCUCAAUUUGCGUCUGCUUGAUUACUGGAUGGGCUACCUGAGGUACAGUGACACCAUCACAGAGAAGUACUAUAAUCCCGACGGAGUUAUUGUCCUUGGGCGGACUGCCCACCAGGUGGAGUAUGAUGAAAUGCUGACAUCACUCCAAGCACUAGCAGUGUUGCCGUUCCAGCUAGGACUUGACUUCCUGACAGAGAAAUAUGCAAAAACUAAAUCUGCUUCCCCUUCACAUAGCCCCUCUAAAGGUCUCCCCCUGGGGAGCCCCACAGAUGACAAGCAAGCCCCAGCUAAGCCCCCGCGGCGUACCCCAACUGGUAUCACCUCUAAAGCAUGGGAUUGGCUGAAAGGCGGGGCUACAGAGCCUCCUGCUGAACAGGUUCUGGCCGAGUCCAAUGGUAUGAUAUCUAGUUUCACCGGCAUGCUAGGAAAGUGGACAGGAUGGGACACCUCAAAAGGGGAUGGUCUUCAGGCUCCUCCAACUAACUGUCAAUCACAACAACCAGCCAAUCAGAACCAGCCAACCCAAAAUGUAGUUAAGGUGGAGAAUGAUAACCCAGAACUAACUGUCACACCACAAAAGCUGACAGGAAGAUGUCCUGUUGCAGAGGAGGAAGAGUUCCAAGAUUGUGAGAUAGAAACCGAACCCUCAGAUACAGCCAAGGGAGAUAAAUCCAGCUCUCCUUUAAAAGUUCAAAUAGAUAAGACAGAGCCAGUAUCAGAAUCUGUUGCUAAGGAAUUGUCUCCAAGUCAUCAAAUUAGUACAACCGAAAAGAAAACAACACAUGAGAUGAAAGUCUUUCCAGAAAAGCUUGAUCCUGAUAAGGAGGAAGAAAGCUCAUUAAACAUUGAGAAAACCAUGAUUGAAUCAGUAACGGGAAUAACACAGAAGCUCCUUGGCAUGGGAAACCAGCGUGAGAAACCGGCAUACAGGAAGGGUGUCACUGAUUAUGACUUUAACAAGGAGCAGAGAGAAAACACGUCUGCAGAGAAAAAGUUGGAAAAUGAUACAUCUGAGACGUUGGCAGACAGCUCAAAACCUCCAGCAGAGAAGAGUUCUGAAGUCACAGCAGAACCAGGGACAGAUGACAAAGCUGCCCCAGUUACAGGUGGAGAGAAACAAGCCAAACCAGAGGGGGGAAAAUUACAGACUUCAGCAGAACGCAAGUCCAUGAUCCCCACGGCAACAUCUCGUCCAAAGAAUUUGGGAAUGGCCAAGGGAAAGACAGAGGCCAAACCGACCGGAGGGAAAAACAAGUCGGGGUUGAUCAAGCUGUUUGACAAACUUCUGUUGCCGAAAGAGAACAAUGCGCCACCAAAGGCUGCAUCAGCCUCACAGAUUCCCAAGAUCAAGACCAGGUGGAGCUGGGGAGCGGGAGCUCAGAACCAGGCCCCAGUCGACACUAAGACCGGCGUCGGGGCCCGACCAAAAUCUGUCUGUGUAAUGAAGACAGAACCUUCUCCAAAACAAACAAGCACUGCUCCGGCAAAGAAGAGACCUAAUACUACAACAACCAAGGAGGAUCCAAAAAACUUGAAUGCCUCCCCAGUGACAAGAGUGGGAAGAGACCAAAAUGGUGGACUCGGAAAAGAUCAAGCAGAAUUAAACGCGACCCAGAGUAAAGGGGACGCAGUUAAGGAUGCAGACAAGUCCGUACAAAAUGCUAUAAACGCAGGACAGGAUCAACUUCUCACGAUCCAGCUGGAUAAAACCACUGGGGAGGCGUCACUACAGCAGACCUUUCAUGUUGAUGAUAACGGAGAGGCAAAACUUAGGCAGCGAUACCAGCUGGACCAGACAGGUAAGGCUCGCGACCAGAACCUCACCGUACAAUGGGACCGGUGCAGUCCCGUCAAACUGCAGCAGACCGUGCAUCUAGACCAGGGUCAGGCCAAGCUGCACCAAACGAUGGAAGUCGACCAGGAUACAGAGGGUGCAGCACAAGUCAAGACAGGCCAGGGGGCAGCACCAGUCAAGGCAGGCCAGGAGGCAGCACCAGUCAAGGCAGGCCAGGAGGCAGCACCAGUCAAGGCAGGUCAAGAAGAGGCAUCAAACAAAGCAGAGGGUAAGGAUGGGAAUGUUGAGAAUGCAGGGAAGACAGGUGAAGAUCUGGAGGGAGACAAAGGAAAGAAGGGUAAAGGCGGAGAUAAGAAAGCCGUAGCGGCUGGGCGAGCCGCGUGGAAGGCAGUUGAGCGUGGACCCACGCUCUUCCUACCUACUAAUUGUAAAUUCCUGGACAAUAUUGAGAAACGAAACAAUGACCCAGAAUCACCCAAGAGAAAGGCAUCGCCGAACAGACGUUCCACACCUUCUAGCACAAACUCAAGCCCUGCCAAUUCACCCAAGUCACCGAGAUCAAAUAAGACCAAACGGCGUUGGUCUCUGCACGGCAACACGUUUAAGAAAGAACCAGCUGAUUUGGAUAUCCUUAACUCCAACUCCAACUCGCCAGAUAACAACAUACUUAAGUCUGCUCCCACUACUCCCUCCAAGGGCAAAACUGUCAAGACUGACCCAUCAAAUAGCAGUGCAGAUAAAUCUGACCAAUCAAAACCAAGCAGAUCUGAUAAAUCCAAAAACUUGACAAAAAAAUUGGCCAAUGGUAAAGCAGCAAGUGGUGAAAAGGAGAAAAAGAAACUAGCCAAUCAGAAAAGUAACAAGGAGGAGAAAGCAAGUAAUGAAAAGAAGAGUUCUGAUGAAAAGGAAGAAGGAGAGUUCCGGUUCCUCAAACCUGUCUACAGGUACAUCCAGACCUUGAAGGCAUAUGAGGCGACUGAUCCAUCCUACCUAUCGUACGGCGAAGGCGAGUACUUCGAGGUGUUGGCACAGAUCGACGCCAUCCGACUCUUCUGUGUACAGGGAAAGAAAGAGGGUCUUAUUCAAGUGGAGGCCGUCAAAUCAGUUACAGACAAAGACGAAUUUCAUGUUUUGCAUGACAAUUUUUAUCGGUGAUAUGUUUACAGAAUAUUGUUUGUGACUGAAUUAGCACUUUGGGGAGAUAGUUGGUAAAGGGAGAUAAUUUCCACAAGAAUUUCAUUGAGAAAGGAUUAUCAUCGACAAAGGGAGAUAAUCAGUGAGGAAGGAAGACCAUACUCAAAAGAACAUAUAUAACCAAGAAAGAAUAAGAUAAUUUCAAAGGAAGGCCAUACUCAACAAAGGGAGAUAAUAGACAAAGGGAGGUAAUUGUAGUAUCUCUCUGGGAAGGCAUUAGAUGUGAUACCUGGAGUGAGGUGUAAGGUGCAUUAAUCUUGGUGAUAUUUCAUUAGUUCUCAGAUGUUUAGUUUUAUUUUAUGUUCUUAGAAACAUUUUAACACAUAUUUAAAUUUCCAUUUGUAAGUGAUAUUUUAUAUAAUUUAAUGUGUUGUGUAUCCUAUUAAAAACAAUUCUAGAUC
Mizuhopecten yessoensis (Yesso scallop) is the source of this 9341-nucleotide messenger RNA. RefSeq lists its product as uncharacterized. The transcript is spliced from 8 exons. Bases 1000 to 8901 code for a protein of 2633 amino acids. The record is from RefSeq and is a predicted model, not a curated record. Gene Ontology annotation, cellular component: cytoplasmic vesicle. Lineage: Eukaryota; Metazoa; Mollusca; Bivalvia; Pectinida; Pectinidae.